Messenger RNA from Salvelinus fontinalis (brook trout), 3636 nucleotides. Its product is annotated as KICSTOR subunit 2-like. NCBI's taxonomy places the organism in Eukaryota, Metazoa, Chordata, Actinopteri, Salmoniformes, Salmonidae. Gene Ontology annotation, biological process: negative regulation of TORC1 signaling; protein localization to lysosome; cellular response to amino acid starvation. Bases 305 to 1654 code for a protein of 449 amino acids. Gene Ontology annotation, cellular component: KICSTOR complex. The record is from RefSeq and is a predicted model, not a curated record. The transcript is spliced from 3 exons.
GUCACUUCUGAUUUGCCGUAGUAUUGUGAUGUGAAACCAAGAUGGCGUCUACGGAAAGCGAGUUACAUUUGUAUACACAUUUUUAUUUAACGCAUAAUGUUUUUUAAUUUUAGUUUGUUCUAUGCCAGUACUAAAUGAACAAUACAUUCUGACAGAAAUUCAGUUUGGGCCGAGAGUGGUGUUGCUAAAAAUGGAUGGCUAGCUAGCAUGAUAGCAGUAGUAUCUAGCUAGUAUGCGACCAGUUUAGUACGGCAAUAACUAUUAUAUUCACAAGUUAACUCGCUGUAUUAGCUAUCCUAAAAGCAUGACGGAGGCUCCGCGUGAGGACGAACUGCGGCCGUUGCCACGUGAGCGGGGGAUUCUGGAAAGUUUCUUCACGCAGCUCGGAAUGUUCUCGUUCGACCGAGCGAAGGACUAUGUGGAGAAAGAGAAGGACAGCAACAAGAGCGCAGCGGCCAUCUGGGCCGCUCUCCUCGCCGCCUUCGCACACCUUUCCGCAGCGGAGAAGGCCUAUCACAACAUGACGUUCCUGGGACAAAAGCUGGGCGGCCAGUCGUUCUUCAGCCGCAAGGACUCCAUCCGCACCAUCUACACCUCCCUGUUCAAUGCGCUGAGGAAGGUGGUUAUCAUGGGGCGCCACGCCCAGCCAGGCUCCGCACCCUCCCUGGAGGACCUGCUGUCUCAUCUGUCGGAGCAGCUGUGCCACUUCACCCAGGCCCGCAUGGAGAUGGCUGACCUGUACGAGAAGAUGCACGCGCUGGGCAGCCAGAAGAACAUCAACUCUGAGGAGCUGGUCGCCACCCUCGAGGCGGUGGUGCAGAAAUACAGCUCCAGAUUCCACCACCCCAUCCUGGGCCGCUUGGAGGGGGGCUUCCAGACAGAGGUGGAUGUGGUGACACAGCUCCUGCGCUGCCAGGCCCAGGUGUCAGAGUGGCACUUUCUGCCCGCCCUGCUCAGCCUGCAUGGGGCUAGCUCUAAGCUGACCGCCUGGGGACAGCUCUUCCAGCGCCAGAGGGAGACCCGCAAGCACCUGUUCGGAGGCCAGUCCCAGAAAGCCGUGCAGCCGCCCCACCUGUACGUGUGGCUGCAGCGCUUCCAGGGGGCGCUCCUUGCUAAAUUCAGCUUCUACUUCCAUGAGGCGCUGAGCCGCCAGACGGCGUCCGCAGACAUGAAGGCCCUGACGGCACGCACGGCCCCCGAUUACCACGGCAAGAUCUGUUCGUUUAUCCGCAAACACGAUGCCAACAAUGUCUCGCUGGUGUUCGACAACCGCGGCUUGGACAGCUUCCAGGGCCACGGCUACCACCACCCGCACUCGUACCGCGAGGUGCCCAAGGGGGUGGAGCAGUUCCCCGCCGUGGUGUCCCUUCCCGGGGGCGAGCGGCCGCUCACGCACUGGCCCAACGUCAUCAUGAUGAUGGGCGACUUCGAGGCGGAGCUCAACACGCCGGACAAGGUGGUACACUUCUAUGACGACAAAGUCCAGAGCACUUACUACCUGACCAGACCGGAAUCACACUUCACCCUGGUGGUCAUCUUCGACGGUAGGAAGUCCGAGAAGGACUCGCACAUCACCGCCUUCCUGCAGGAGAUCUCUGGCUCGCUGAGGAACUCCAAACCAUUCAGCACCCUCAAACCUGGCUCCAAGGGCUGAGAGAGAGAUGCCCUGCUUCAUAUACAUCAUAAACUGACUGUGUCCCCAUAAGGGGUAGAGGGGUGUGUGCGUGUAACGUUAUAACAGAGAGACGAGGCAUUGUUCCAGUUCCAUAGACCGGAUGAACAAGUUGUCUAAUCAUUAGGAAAGCUUCCAGUGACAUUUUUGCAAUGUUCUGAUUGGUUUUAGCUUCUUAAAAUGGGCGGCCAGGACCUUUUGCUUCACUACUUGAAAUAUAAUUAGAACCUCAACAUUAGCUUGUUUUAAUUCAGAGAAUGGCUUCAACCCGUGGUCCAACUGCUUGUUCUGUUGAGCAUCAUGAUUUGAAUCCUUUAGUUUGUUUUGUAAAAUCAGUUCCAGACCAAAGGAGAUGCGUCGCUGACGCAGUGUGGCCUUCUCACAGUGAACUGACUGAGACAUUUGACCUGAUUCUAUUCCAUCACAGGUUAGACAACUUCCUACCCGUCAGGGAUAUAAUGGUGCUAUGUACUGAAAAAGCCUUUGCUUAAUUUGUAUACUUUUGUUAACAUUGAUGUUUGUUUACCGUCAACAGAAGUGCUUAAUUAGUUUUUUUCCGGAGGUCAUCCUCUAUUUAGUUGUACUUAUUUAUCCGUUUAAUUCCCAAAUGACUGUAGAGAAAAGCUUAACGUUUAGAAAAGCAUGACGUGUGUGUAAGAGGUGAUGUCACACGUUUCGGAAGCUUCUUAAGACUGAGACAUUGCUGAGUGUUCAGACGGCCAACUGUAGCACAUCUCCAUCCCAGCCCCACACCCAGCAGGUGAUAAACAAGGCAAUAAUGAAGGCUCGACUAUGCAAAAUGCACUUGUUAGUUUCUUCCCUCUUUUUUUUUAUUUAUAAUAUAAAUACAACAUUGAUACUAUGCAUUUGGCUAUAAGAGCUCGUCUUUAGGAAGCUCAGGAGUUUCAGAUACAGCAACACUAACACACAAAACCAUUUCCUUUAAUUAUCAGACACAUUCAGAGAGAAGCCAACACCCCUUAAAAUGCACCUGUUCACAUGUUAUAAUGCUACAUGCCAAGUACACUAUUUUCCCUAUACAUCAAAGUGCAAUGUCACAAUAGAUUAACUCUAGGAUUCAUAAUUCAGUCUUCUACUAAAACAUUUGGAUUAUUUCAUUCUAAGUGCUGCUGCUCUUUGUUCAGGACAUGCGUGAGUGGAUUACAACUCCCCACAAAGACAAGGGUAAAAAAAAAGGCACUUUCACAUUGACACACACAAACCGAUGCACACCCAUAGCCCAUUCUCGGAGACACACAUCCCCAGGACUCCUCAAACACACACGCACACACAACAGUUCCCGACCCAGUAAAGAGGACACAUUCAGUGUGCUGUUGUUCAAGUGUAUUUUGGGCAUUUACACCCAAGAGCCCCACCCGGUUUGCUUACUGUGAACUUAAGGUUAUUUAGUGACUUCAGUGUAACACAAACAGACACACUAUAUUCCCACACACAAACUAAGUGCCAGCACACACGCACCCCUGUCCUGCACAUGUUCUGGUACUAAAGGCAGACAUGAAUAAUCCAUUUUAUCCACCAUCGCACUUACAAAGGAACAGAACGAGGGCAGGCAGAGGAAACCCACACAGACAAAGAGGGCAAUGGGGAAAGAAAGCACACAUACCCAGGCUGAGGGAAACGUACUCUACAAACUCCUAACCCACUGUACCUCCAAACGAUUUCCCCUGGCCUGAGUGUGUGUAUCGGUUGAACACAAGAGAAGGCUGUUUUCUAGUAGAGGGUUAACGCCACCGCCGGCCCUGUGACAUUAGUGCCCACUGAACAUUCAAUAGAGAGUUGAACAGUCGUAAUUAAAUACUGGAACAUUCAUUAAAAUAGCUGAACAUUGGUUAAAUAGAAUGUGAGUUUUGUCACCAAUGCCUCGAGAGGCUUCGGUUGAGGCAUUAGUGAGCUUAGCAGCGGAACCAAGUGAAAUAGAAAAUAAUAAAAAAGAUCAGACAUCC